This is a messenger RNA of Parnassius apollo (apollo), 3018 nucleotides long. The record is from the annotation of a GenBank genome assembly. Lineage: Eukaryota; Metazoa; Arthropoda; Insecta; Lepidoptera; Papilionidae.
AUGGAAUACGGAAGAACGCGCAAAGGGCCGCUGCCUGGAGGUCGCCAGGGCGCGUCUGGAGCUGGCGCUGGACGCGGCAGCAUGCGAACCGCCAGCCGAGCGCGAGGUGCUGCACGACCACCCAGCAGCCCCUCGCAUCCAUCAUCCCCACCAGCUGGCUUGGUGUCGGCAGGGUCUUCGCGGGCCCAGCAAUCGGCACCCGCCUCUGGUGGAGUACGCCGCAUGCGUUGGACAACCCAGAUGAACAGCAACGCAUUGCGGGCGUAUUUUGGGGCGAAAGGGGGAGAAACUGGAUGUUUGGCGUAUCGGGCUAGGAUGCAUCGUCUUUUUGCUGAGCUGGAGCCAUCUUUAACCGUCACAGAGCAAAACCUGGCAGACCGAGUUCGGUAUAUCUUGCGCUCAAAUAUAUUUGAUGUCGCCGAACUCGAACGGCUACGACGUGAGGCUGUUCCCUCGUCGGAUGAGAAUGCUACGGCUGAGGAUGCGGCGCCACAAAUGGUAGAGCAACCCGCAAACGUGGAUGCCGCCGUGAAUACCCCAGUUGUGGUUGAUUCAAACGAUGAUGGAACAGUCGCCCAGGAACUGGAAUUAGAGCAUAUGAGGAGUACAUUGGAAGAGGCGAUUGUGGAAACGCGCAGUACGCCUCUCGAAAAUCGACCGCGACUUCCCCGCAUAGCCCUAAGCAAGCGGAAUCGGGCUGUCGUGAGGGCUCUGAACCCAAUGCUGGUGACCUAUUUGGAAGCCAGCCGGGACCUUUGCGAGACGGACUCAAUUCUUUUUGGCGCCGCGCUGGCAGUCUGCCGUAUCAUAGGCGCCAAGGUUUCCACGGCUGGACGCGCUACUGGCCAUAGUAGCGCUAUCCCAGCAUGGAGAAGAAGAAUUGAGGAACGUAUCGCAAAGGCUAGAGCUCUCAUCGGCAGACUGAUAUGCUUCAGAUCAGGCAACAACAGGCCAAGAAUUGUGCGCACCGUCAGGAUGGCGUUUGCUGGGACAAAUGUCAGUUUGUCCCAGCCGGAUAUAACGCAAAAACUGACGGAGCGCAUAGAUGAUCUGAAGCAGAGAAUCGCUGCUUGGGGAAAACGGAUUCGGCGAUAUACCGAGAGGUCGACACGGUUCAACCAGAAUCGUCUCUUCCAGAGUGAUCAGAAGAGGCUCUAUGAAUCAUUGGAGCGACCAAUGGUAAGUGGAACGGGUCCAGCACCGAAUCAGGCCGACACUGUAGCAUUCUGGCGCGGCCUGUGGUCAGAGCCCGUAAACCACAGCGAGGGCCCUUGGACGGAAGUUGUGGCGAGUCAGUGUGCGGGUAUUACGCCCAUGGACCCCGUCAUCAUAACGCCGGAUGACGUAGCUGAGGCGGUCCGUAGGGCCCCGAACUGGAAAAGUCCGGGGCUUGACGGGCUGCAUCACUACUGGCUGAAGGGGUUCAUGGUGUGUCACUCUGUGCUUGCCCGACAGUUUCAAGAGGCUCUCAACCAGAAGUCGCUCCCAAGCCUCUUCACUACUGGGAUCACUCAUUUGGUUCCUAAAGACCAGGGGCCGCUGCCUGGAGGUCGCCAGGGCGCGUCUGGAGCUGGCGCUGGACGCGACAGCAUGCGAACCGCCAGCCGAGCGCGAGGUGCUGCACGACCACCCAGCAGCUCCUCGCAUCCAUCAUCCCCACCAGCUGGCUUGGUGUCGGCAGGGUCUUCGCGGGCUCAGCGAUCGGCACCCGCCACUGGUGGAGUACGCCGCAUGCGUUGGACAACCCAGAUGAACAGCAACGCAUUGCGGGCGUAUUUUAGGGCGAAAGGGGGAGAAACUGGAGGUUUUGCGUAUCGGGCAAGGAUGCAUCGACUUUUUGCUGAGCUGGAGCCAUCUGUAACCGUCACCGAGCAAAACCUGGCAGACCGAGUUCGGUAUAUCUUGCGCUCAAAUACAUUUGAUGUCACCGAACUCGAACGGCUACGACGUGAGGCUGUUCCUUCAUCGGGUGAAAAUGCUGCGGCUGAGGAUGCGGCGCCACAACUUGCUGAGCAAACGGCAAAUGUGGAUGCCGCCGUGAAUACGCCAGUUGUGGUUGAUUCAAACGAUGAUGGAACAGUCGCCCAGGAACUGGAACUAGAGCAAAUGAGGAGUACAUUGGAAGAGGCGAUUGUGGAAACGCGCAGUACGACUCUCGAAAAUCGACCGCGACUUCCCCGCUUAGCCCUAAGCAAGCGGAAUCGGGCUGUCGUGAGGGCUGUGAACCCAAUGCUGGUUACCUAUUUGGAAGCCAGCCGGGACCUUUGCGAUACGGACUCAAUUCUUUUUGGCGCCGCACUGGCAGUCUGCCGUAUUAUAGGUGCCAAACUUUCCACGGCUGGACGCGCUACUGGACAAAGUAGUGCUAUCCCAGCCUGGAGAAUAAGAAUUGAAGAACGUAUCGCAAAGGCUAGGGCCCUCAUCGGCAGACUGAUAUGCUUCAGGUCAGGCAAUACCAGGCCAAGGAUUGUGCGCACCGUCAGGAUGGCGUUUGCUGGGACAAAUGUUAGUUUGUCCCAGCCGGAUAUAAUGCAAAAACUGACGGAGCGCAUAGACGACCUGAAGCAAAGAAUAGCUGCUUGGGGAAAGCGGAUUCGGCGAUAUACCGAGAGGUCGACACGGUUCAACCAGAAUCGUCUCUUCCAGAGUGAUCAGAAGAGGCUCUAUAAAUCAUUGGAGCGACCAAUAGUAAGUGGAACGGGCCCUGCACCAAAUCAGGCCGACAUGGUCGCAUUCUGGCGCAGCCUGUGGUCAGAGCCCGUAAACCACAACGAGGGCCCUUGGACGGAAGUUGUGGCGAGUCAGUGUGCGAGUAUUACGCCCAUGGACCCCGUCAUCAUAACGCCGGAUGACGUAGCUGAGGCGGUCCGUAGGGCCCCGAACUGGAAAAGUCCGGGGCUUGACGGGCUGCAUCACUACUGGCUGAAGGGGUUCAUGAAUAUUAAAACAAACUUAACCAUGUUGGAGCAAAUAGUUAGGGUGAAUUUUAAAAUAAUGUUUAAGAACAUGGAUUUGUAA